Molecule: messenger RNA, 959 nt
Organism: Jaculus jaculus (lesser Egyptian jerboa)
Lineage: Eukaryota; Metazoa; Chordata; Mammalia; Rodentia; Dipodidae
Gene: Boll
Product: boule homolog, RNA binding protein
Exons: 10
Coding region: 78-959 (293 amino acids)
Molecular function (GO): RNA binding; protein binding
Source: RefSeq, a predicted model, not a curated record
GGGAGGGAGUCCCCGCGGGGAACGUGCUCGCCAUCGUGAGCUCCCCGCGCCUUGCGCCCGUCGCGGAAGAGCCGAGGAUGGACACCGACUCUCGGGUGCAAACAUCAAAUCAGACGCAAACAGAUUCAUUAUCUCCAUCCCCUAAUACUGUGUCACCCGUGCCUUUGAAUAACCCAACAAGUGCCCCAAGAUACGGAACUGUGAUUCCUAAUCGCAUCUUUGUAGGAGGAAUUGACUUUAAGACAAAUGAAAAUGACUUAAGAAAAUUUUUUUCCCAGUAUGGGUCUGUAAAGGAAGUGAAGAUUGUAAAUGACAGAGCAGGAGUGUCCAAAGGGUAUGGUUUCAUCACUUUUGAAACACAAGAAGAUGCACAAAAAAUUUUACAAGAGGCUGAAAAACUUAAUUAUAAGGAUAAGAAGCUGAAUAUUGGUCCAGCUAUAAGAAAACAACAAGUAGGGAUCCCUCGUUCCAGUAUAAUGCCAGCUGCUGGAACAAUGUAUCUAACAACCUCAACUGGAUAUCCUUACACUUACCAUAAUGGUGUUGCUUAUUUUCAUACUCCAGAGGUAACUUCUGUCCCACCACCUUGGCCUUCACGUUCCAUAUCUAGUUCUCCUGUGAUGGUAGCUCAGCCUGUCUAUCAGCAACCUGCAUAUCACUACCAGGCCUCAGCACAGUGUCUACCAGGACAGUGGCAGUGGGGUGUUCCCCAGUCUCCUGCCUCUUCUACUCCAUUCUUGUAUCUGCAACCUUCUGAAGUUAUUUACCAGCCAGUAGAAAUCGCACAAGAUGGUGGAUGUGCUCCACCUCCACUGUCGCUGAUGGAAGCUUCAGUUCCAGAGCCUUAUUGUGACCAUGGAGUUCAAGCAGCUUAUCACCAAGUCUAUGCUUCAAGCGCCAUUGCUAUGCCUGCACCUGUGAUGCAGCCUGAACCGAUUAAAGUAAGAAGUUUGUUUUGA